AAUUAGAUAUUCCCUUCAUACCAACGAAUGCUCUCGAGGAUAGCAAUACGGCCUGGUCAGGCUUUCAGAGCAGCCUCUGCUUUGUCUUCAGUGAGGAGGGCUCGCUUUAUUCAGAGCUCUUCGUCGUUCAAAGCUUCUGCCUCACCCUUCACUGAACCGACUUCUCCGAAUCCAUCCGUCGAGAAAUAUGCGCAGGCUGCUGAAUCUCUUCAUACCUACGGCUCAUAUCUCAUGCAGUGUCUGCCCAAGUUCAUCCAGCAAUUCUCUGUGCUCCGAGACGAAUUAACGUUGUACACGGCGCCUUCUGGCAUCAUCCCUCUGCUUACAUUCCUCCGAGACCAUUCUCAAUGUCAGUUCAAGAGUGUUAUGGACAUCAGUGGAGUUGAUUUUCCGGAGAGAGAGAAAAGGUUCGAGGUUGUGUACCAUAUGUUGAGCGUUAGGUUUGCUGGAAGGUUGAGGGUCAAGACAUAUGCUGGUGAGGGAGACCAUGUACCGAGUGCCGUUGAGAUUUUCAGAGGCGCAGACUGGUACGAACGUGAAGCUUGGGAUCUCUUCGGAAUCUUCUUCAGCGGUCAUCCUGAUCUUCGGCGUAUCCUGACCGACUAUGGCUUCGAAGGCCAUCCUCUCCGGAAAGACUUCCCUCUUACUGGAUAUACGGAGGUACGGUAUGACGAGGAACGUAAGCGUGUCGUGUACGAGCCCCUGCAGCUCACUCAAGCCUUCCGGAACUUUGAAUCUCUUUCUCCUUGGGAACAAAUCGGCCAAGGUGUCAAGCCAAAUCGCCCUGAGGAACUCAAACCCUUACCUCCACCAAAGGCUGAGCCAGAAACUAAGAAGUAAUAUACUGUAGAUUGUUUAGUCUAUGUCAAUGAAAUUCUGUUUUGGCUUG
Lentinula edodes (shiitake mushroom) is the source of this 889-nucleotide messenger RNA. Its product is annotated as NADH-ubiquinone oxidoreductase 30.4 kDa subunit. The coding region runs from base 28 to 840 and encodes 270 amino acids. Gene Ontology annotation, molecular function: NADH dehydrogenase (ubiquinone) activity. NCBI's taxonomy places the organism in Eukaryota, Fungi, Basidiomycota, Agaricomycetes, Agaricales, Omphalotaceae. The transcript is spliced from 8 exons. The record is from RefSeq and is a predicted model, not a curated record.